UCGCUGUCUAGGCCGCGAUCGAUCCGUGCAGUGCUGGUGGUUUGCCGUUGCUGCUGAACGAGGGAAGGGUGGUUCCAGCUACUCUGGUUCCUUCUGUGGUUAGGUUCACAUUGGAGCUGAUAUUCUAGCAGACUUCAGCUAUGCAGACGAUUAAGUGUGUAGUCGUGGGUGAUGGUGCUGUUGGUAAAACAUGUCUCUUAAUUUCUUACACAACAAAUAAAUUCCCAUCGGAAUAUGUACCAACGGUGUUUGAUAACUAUGCUGUAACAGUGAUGAUUGGAGGAGAGCCUUACACCCUAGGCCUCUUUGAUACUGCAGGUCAGGAAGACUACGAUAGAUUACGACCCCUCAGCUAUCCGCAGACAGAUGUGUUUCUGGUCUGUUUUUCAGUGGUCUCUCCUUCUUCGUUUGAAAAUGUGAAAGAAAAGUGGGUACCUGAAAUUACUCACCAUUGUCCAAAGACUCCUUUUCUGCUUGUUGGGACCCAAAUUGAUCUAAGAGAUGAUCCUUCGACAAUUGAGAAACUUGCCAAGAACAAGCAGAAGCCCAUAACUCCAGAGACGGCUGAAAAACUGGCCCGGGACCUGAAGGCUGUCAAAUAUGUGGAGUGCUCUGCACUUACACAGAAAGGCCUAAAGAAUGUAUUUGACGAAGCGAUAUUGGCUGCCCUGGAGCCUCCGGAGCCGAAGAAGACUCGCAGGUGUGUGCUGCUAUGAACGUCCCUCCACAGCCCUUUCUGCAAAGCUGGUGUUUGAUGUCAUACUAAAAGCAAUGUUUAAAUCAAACUAAAGAUAAAAAUUUUAAAGUUUGUUUUUGCAAUAAUGACGAAUGCCCUGCACUCCCAUCUCCCCCCACACGAUCCAUGUGUGAGAUGAGAAUGUUAGUGUUUAUUCCCCAGUGCCCCUUCAAUUCAGUUUGAGACUGGUUAAUUUUUGAAUAAUUAUGUAUUAUCAGAAAACACUGAUCAGUACUAGGUUUUUAUUUUGUUUGUUUACUGUUUCUAAUUCUUGUUUAAAAUCCAGGCAUGCUUGUGAUGAACUUUUCUGUAACAGACUAAUUCUUGGCUGUUUUACUCGAGUGUUGAAGCCUCGCCCCUUAUGCCGGUCUGGCAAGACUUGGUUCUGGUUUCAAGAACUUUUGGGGCUGUUCUGCAGACAGCCGGCAGCCUGGGUGCGAGCAUGCUCUAGUACUAAAGACAAGUUCAGGAAACUAAGAUGUCCCAACCUGGUGCUCCUCUAAGGAUGAGUGCAGAAGAAGUAUCUGCAUCUCCUCUGAAGUUGCCUUGUGUCUCUUCCCCUGGCUUUCCACUGUGCAGGUGAUAAAUUUCUACCUGUUCCUCUAAGUUACGAAGUUUUAAGAACAGGAAAAUCCUGUUCUCCAGAUGCACCAUCAGUCUUGAAACUAGCUUGCCAGUCUUUUCCUUAACUGUGACAUUGUAAGCUUUUUGUCACAUUAUGAAGAAAUAACUGCACCUUUUUAAGCAUGCCCAACUGAUUCGGUUGGCUUUUAACAGAUCCGUCUUCUGCCAGCCCUUAAUUGUUAGGGAAAUGCUUACAGUUACUAGUGUAUACGCUGUCGUUCGAACACUUUGAAAGGACCUGGUGUAUAUUAAAGUGAGUUUUGGAGCUGUGGCUGUGGUGCAUCUCUUACUGGAUGCUCAGGCGUCCUUCAAGGAGGGGUGGAAAGAUAGACCUGUGUCAGUGGAAGGGAACUGUAGGGAGAGAUUUCUAGUGUUUAAUGUGGCACCAUAUAGGGACCAGUUAAAAGAAUCCCCCUUUUUUUGCAUUAUGCUUGCAAGUAACCUUGGAAAACUGUAAGGUGGGCUCCAGCCCAAUCAGAAUUGUUUGCAAGGUUUUUGCUUAGACUGCAGUGUUCAUAGGGAUUUUACCAAAACUAUAUUUUGGCUUGCAAAUUCAAAUUUUUUAAGACUUGGUGAAUCUUCUCCAUUUUCCUAAAUUUCUAAUUCUUGUAGAUUCAUUAGUGUUGAACCAGUGCUUUUCACGUCGAAGUUCUUUGUAUAUGCAUUCUUUUCAGAUGUAUUAAACAUAAAAUAUCUUCACAAGCCUGCCUGAGGGUAGUUAUUUCCCUCGCCUUGAGUUUGAAGGACUUGUCAGUACGGCUCUUCUACCUUAUGAGCCCCCCCUCUCCUCCUUGCAAGUCGUUUUUGGUCUCUUCUUAAUCCCUAAUCCCAUCGCUUCUUGUCUUCCCUCAUCUCUGCUGAUGGCCUCGCUGGCCUCAGUUGUGUCAAGAUGGCUCUGAUCUUUGACAUAGAAUAACUGUUGUCCUACCAGACCCUGAAGAGGGUCGUGGUGGUCCUUAAAUAUGCUAGAAGGGAAUACCCAUUACCGUGCAUGUUAAAAGUAGGCUCUUGAGGUCGUUGGGCUAUUGCACCUCUUCUGUCCGGAAGCUGGUCUUUGCAGAUGUCUUCUAUUGCUCUCUGUUUAUGGGCAGAUAGCAAAAAAGCAAGAAGGACAAAUGACACCAUGCUUCUCCAUCCCCCAAAUGUUGCGGGGUUUACUAUGCCUUUUUUUUGUCUAUUCUCCAAAGAAUCGGUGAAGUCUUGCGCUGUUGAUGCGUAAUUUGUAUUAACCAUUAAAACACAUUUCAAAGA
Messenger RNA from Rhea pennata, 2611 nucleotides. It is a transcript of the gene CDC42, whose product is annotated as cell division cycle 42. The record is from RefSeq and is a predicted model, not a curated record. The coding region runs from base 141 to 716 and encodes 191 amino acids. NCBI's taxonomy places the organism in Eukaryota, Metazoa, Chordata, Aves, Rheiformes, Rheidae. Gene Ontology annotation, molecular function: GTP binding; protein kinase binding; GTPase activity. The transcript is spliced from 6 exons. Gene Ontology annotation, cellular component: dendritic spine. Gene Ontology annotation, biological process: endocytosis; Cdc42 protein signal transduction; modification of synaptic structure.